UCCCGCUUCAGGACAGUCUGGUGAACUCGGGAGGGGAAGCGCUGUUCAAACUCCAGGAUUUACACUCUGCCAUUUUGAGGAAAACCGGCCGACAGCGAGAGUGCGGACGCGUCCCUGAAACAGAAGUCAUGACCCGAGUUAGUGAACGCGCCCUGUGAAUCUAUUGUUCUGGGGGAGAUGAGGCUUCAACAAUUUUGAAAAGCAGCUUCUUCUCCAUGGCCGAGUGAGCCUGACGUUGGUGAGAGUAGAGCUGCCGACGCAUCAAGAAACACACUGUGCUGGACUGGCGGGGUAAUUAACAAACAGGAGCUGUUUCUCCCUCUUUGAUAAAUGGACUCGCUCAGCUUUCCAGGGAACUGAUCCAUUCAAGAGCAUAUGAGAACGCUUCAGGGGGCCAGUUGACCCAGCAAAGGAGGAAUUGCUGAUUUGAACUGGCUAUCCGCCCUCUCCAGCCAUGUGUUCCACAAAUCACUCAAACUGGGUCACAUUUGAAGAUGACAGUACACCUUUCUCGUCACCUCAAAAGCCCCUCCAGUCACCAGGCCUUAUCAAAGCCUCGGUACCACGUCCCAAUGGUCUGAAAUUAGUCCCUCCCCCAAUCAGAGACACCUCCUGGAGCUUCAACAGUUCUCUGGAGUCGCCUCAAAGCCACGCCAGCCUUAGUGGAAGUUCCUGUGUACCAUGCAACACACCCUCUUGCACCCCUGUGAGUGGCGUUCCUGGCACUGCGUCCCCAUUUCACUUCAACACGGGGGAAAAGAACGACUUCUUCCGGAGUUUCUCCAGCACCACCUCGGUUCCCUCGCCUGCUCCAGAGGAGGGCCCACGCCCUUUCCCUUCUUUCCAGGGCAGCUCAGGACACUACAACCCCUUCUGGGAUGGAUCUGGACACAGUGCCGAUGUGGACAGCUCCUCCUCGGACUCGGAAGCUGAAAAAAGCCUCCCGCGUUUCUUCAUACGGACCAAAGACGGCAGUGAGCCUCCGCGUGACCACCUCCAGAACUCCUUCUCCUACGUUUGCCACCAGCUGGAAGGCCUCCGGGCGGGACCGGACCGCGGGACGGAGACGGGAAAAGAUGGGGAGAGGCGGCCGAGCUGCAAAAGCGAGGUGCUCGGCGAGGUGCUCGGCGAGGGCGCGUCGCAGUUCGUUCCUCGGGGUCUGUUCCGGAGCCAGAAGAGAGACGGCUGGCCUGUCUUGCUCAGGAUUCCUGAGAAGAAGAACCGCAUGUCCUCACGACAGUGGGGGCCGAUCUACCUGCGCCUGCUGCCGGGAGGCGUGCUGCAGAUGUACUACGAGAAGGGGCUGGAGAAGCCGUUCAAGGAGCUGCAGCUUCUCCCCCAGUACCGGCUCUCGGAUCUUAAACUGGAAAGCUACGGCGAGCCCCGCAAAGUCCUCUCGGUCAAGGUGGAACAUUUCUCGUACGCGGAGAAGAAGCGCUACCACCCGAAGCUGGAGGUCAGCCACGAGGCCGAGGCCGAGGAGCUGCUCAAGUUCGGCUCCACGGCGCACGCCGACAUGGAGGACCUGGUCGUCUCCAUGGAAGAGGAAAUCUUCAAGCUGUGUUUUCCCCGCCAGCAGAGGCGGCACUACGAGGAGCAGGAGCUGUCCCUGCAGAUCACCGAUCACAUCUGGAUUCAGCUGGAUACGCUUGGAGACGUCAUGGAGCGGACAGCCUUCACCCAGAUUCACUGUCUGGCCUUCCUGAACGGACUGGGAGAUUGUUUCCUCGCCCUCAACGAUCUCGGGCUGAUGCGCUUCGACUCCGGCUACGGGACCGAGGAGGACGGGGAACUCUGGAUGGAGAUCGCCGACUGCCGUUUUCACAAGUCUGUGAACGAGUCCGAGUUCCAGAGGUCCCGGCUGGUAAAGUUCUCGCCCCCCGAGUCCUGCAGGGUGGAACUGAUGCGCUACAAGACGGAGGUUUUGGGCUGCACAGAAAUCCCCUUCUCGGUUAAAGCUGUGGUCACAGUUCAAGGCGCCUACGUGGAGCUGCAGGUCUUUCUCAACAUGUCGGCCACCUUCCCGUCCACACUGGGGGUGUGUGAAACGUACCCGCUGUGUGAGAACGUGGUGAUCCGCGUGCCGGUGCCAGGCAACUGGGUCCGAGUGACGCAGACCGCUGCCUUGCUGCGGCAGAGGUCACUGAAGGCCCGGAUGAACAGAACCGCCUGCCUGGGCGCUGUCGGCGCUGCCGAUUCACAGCCCGUCAUGCAGGUGACCAUCGGCACCGUCAAGUAUGAGAAUGUGUACUCGGCCGUGGUGUGGAGGAUCGACAGACUGCCCGCCAAGAAUACGGCGGUGGAUCAUCCUCAUUCGUUUUCCUGCAAGCUGGAGCUGGGAUCCGACCAGGAGAUCCCAAGUGACUGGUACCCGUUUGUCACCAUGGAAUGUGAGAUUAUGGGCGCAGUCGUGUCACAGACCAGGGUGAAGUCGCUGGGCACCGAGAACGACAUCCAGCCGCAGAAACACGUCACCAGUUGGACGCGCUAUCAUUGUCAGACUGAGCCCCCAGCACCAGGGGUGGGCUGGCCAUUGGGGAUGCCAGGGCCACCAUCCUCUAAAUACCUUCAGGCAGGUGGAAUGGACAUCCUGGCAGCUCAUCAAAUGGUUGCGGCUGCAGAAGCAGAGCAGGAGGAUAUGACCAGAAAUGCCAAACUCUACUUGUCCAUAAUUGAUGAUGUCAUUGAGAGUAUGAGGGAGCUCUUCUUGGAUGAAGGGCUUGAAGACCGUGUCCUGGACGAUUUAAAACAUCUUUGGGAGUCAAAGAUGAUGCAGUCAAAAGCAAUGGAAGACUUCAGGAAAAAUAAUAUCAACUCGGCCAACUUUGUACUGCAGCUCCCCACCAACUACAGUCGGAUCAAUCAGGCACUCACAGGUCAACUUUACAAGGUCAAUGUUCCUGUCUUGGUGACUCAGGCCCCAGCAGGUCAGCCACCUCUAUCCCGACUCGCGCAGAACGUCGGUGGGCGGAGAGAAGCUCCUGCCCCUCAGUCAGCUGCAGCCCCACCAAAUGCCUUGUGUCCUCCUCAGGAGGCGCAGCCGCCCUCUCUCCCAGCGACCGGCGGCGAGCAGCCGCCACAGCCAAAGGCCAAUUUCCUCCCCGGGCAGCAGAGCAGCCUCCCCCAGCCGUUGCUAGUUCGUCCUGCUGAGCCCUCGCAGCCUCAGCCCUCUGGCUCGCCAGAGCUAGAGGUCCCGCUGGAUGAAAAUGAGCCAACACCACAACCCAAACCUGUGAACCUCAGUAUGGGCGCCUCACCCUACAGUCAGUUAUUAGACUUCCAGAUCAGCACCGAGGAGGCUUUGACACAGACGGGACCGUUAAAGAGCAGAGACAUCGAUGACAUCCUGAAAGAAGUGAUUGAGGAGGAGAAAAAGAAGGCAGAAAUGGCCAGGAAUCUGGCGCCCGCAAAGACUGACAACCAGUCUGAGGGUGUUCUCGGGCUGGACCUGGACUUCAACUACAGCGAGCUGAUGGACAUCGUACAGCUGGACGGUCCUGCAGGAGACUCUGACAUGGAAGAGGAAGAGCCAGUUUCCCUGGAAGACAACGACUUCCUGGGUAUAAUCAACGCAGAGGCCAUAAAGGCCCUGCAGGGAGAAGAGGGAAGCAGCGACAGCAACAGCAUCUCCUCCAGCAGCAGCAGCGAUGGCGACGGAGCCGAUGGACUCGAUAAAGUCGAGGAAGAGGAUCCUUUGAACUCCAGUGACGAUGUGCUUGAGCAGGACAUCCCAGAUCUCUUUGAGACGGACAACGUCAUUGUUUGCCAGUAUGACAAAAUUCACCGCAGUAAGAACCGCUGGAAGUUUCAUUUGAAGGAUGGAGUGAUGUGUUACGGAGGCAGGGACUACGUGUUCUCUAAAGCUGUUGGGGAAGCCGAGUGGUGA
Messenger RNA from Pseudoliparis swirei, 3886 nucleotides. RefSeq names its product stonin-1. The record is from RefSeq and is a predicted model, not a curated record. Gene Ontology annotation, molecular function: clathrin-cargo adaptor activity. The coding region runs from base 455 to 3886 and encodes 1143 amino acids. Gene Ontology annotation, cellular component: transcription factor TFIIA complex; synaptic vesicle; AP-2 adaptor complex. The transcript is spliced from 12 exons. Lineage: Eukaryota; Metazoa; Chordata; Actinopteri; Perciformes; Liparidae. Gene Ontology annotation, biological process: regulation of endocytosis; transcription initiation at RNA polymerase II promoter; clathrin-dependent endocytosis.